AGAAGGAUAGAUCCUAUUAAAACUCAGUCGCAUUGGUUUAUAGAUAGACGUAAUCAAUGGAUGGCAUUGCAAGGAGCAUCCAGUUUUAUGGAGGGUGGAAGCCUCACUUCCUUGGCUAUAAUAAAGAGUUCUGAUGCAUCUUCAUACAACAAGAGGAAGAGUCUGCACGCAGAAGCACCACCUUCUAGGGAUAAAUAAAGGGUCAAGCUAAGGAAGGGCAGAACAAACUUCAGACACUCACUUCUUUGCCUCAACUUCAGCCUGCUCUCACAACCUCACUAUGUCUUGCCCCAACUACUGCUCGGGAAACUCCAACUCAGGAUCUCUCAGAACCUCCCGCCAUAUUCCUCUCACCUCCAUCGACCUCUGCCCUACCAGCGUGAGCUGUGGAGAUGUCCUCUACUUACCCACUAGCUCUCAAGACCAUACCUGGGUCACAGACAACUGCCAAGAGACCUGCGGUGAACCAACCAGCUGCCAGCCGGUCCACUGUGAGACCGGCAAUCUUGAAACCUCUUGCGGUUCUUCCACUGCUUACUACGUGCCCAGGCCUUGCCAAGGAAGCAGUUUUCUUCCUGCUUCUUUCUUCUCCAGUUCCUGCCUUCCAGUAUCCUGUAGACCACAGAGGUAUGUGUCCAGCGGCUGUCGUCCACUGAGGCCGCUGCUCAAUAGUUACCAGCCCAUAGGAGACUGUGUGCCCAAUGCCUAUCGCCCCCAAUUCUGCUUGUCCAAGAGUUGCCAGCCCCAAAACCUCCUCACUUCUGGAUGCCAACCCUCGAGUUGCUUGGCCUAUCGUCCUCAAAGUCUUCACGUUGUGUCCAGCAGCCUCAGACCUCUGGGGCCUCUGUUCAGUGGUUGCCAACCUCUGACCCAUGUGUUCAGCACGUGUCGUCCAUCUUGCUCUGGACUGUGAAACCAGCAGCUUCUUUGUUCCAGUGAAUAAUCACUCUGAGCAUCCACAACAAAAAUUCAAACUCCAUGGACUUUUGCUUCUUUGCUAGUAGCAACUGAUGUUUCUUAGUUUUACUGUGCCUGAUCUAAUGCAAGCUGCUUCUCUCGCAUGUUUUAUCUUGUUUUCAUCUUUCCUUGACAUCAAAAAAAUUAGUUUACAAUGCUAUUCAAUGUUGCUCUGGUCUGGGAAGAAUGUAUUUGUUUUGCACUAUAAUAAAUGCGAUUAAGUCCAAAUUAAGAA
Molecule: messenger RNA, 1192 nt
Organism: Homo sapiens (human)
Lineage: Eukaryota; Metazoa; Chordata; Mammalia; Primates; Hominidae
Gene: KRTAP26-1
Product: keratin associated protein 26-1
Exons: 1
Coding region: 281-913 (210 amino acids)
Cellular component (GO): cytosol; keratin filament
Molecular function (GO): structural molecule activity
Source: RefSeq, marked validated